CGGCGCCGCCCCCUCGGCGCUUCGCGAGGCCCUCGAGCUCCCGGGCCCCGCCGCGGAGCCGCCGGAGCCGCCUGGGCCGCGCCGGAGGAGGGCGGGGAGAGGACCAUGUGAAUGUGCUCCGGAGCCGAGCGCCACGCCACGCAGUGUUUGGAAAGAACAGGAUGCUGAUCUAGACGUGGAAAAAAGUCAGUCCAACCGGUGGUUUAGAAGACAUGUGGUGUAUAUAAAGUUUGUGAUAGUUGGUGGAAAUUUGGGAGUUUGGAUAAUGGGCUGUGUGCAAUGUAAGGAUAAAGAAGCUGCAAAACUGACCGAGGAGAGGGACGGCAGCCUGAACCAGAGCUCCGGGUACCGCUAUGGCACAGACCCCACCCCUCAGCACUACCCCAGCUUCGGCGUGACCUCCAUCCCAAACUACAACAACUUCCACGCAGCCGGGGGCCAGGGACUCACCGUCUUUGGGGGUGUGAACUCUUCCUCUCACACUGGGACCCUGCGGACGAGGGGAGGGACAGGAGUGACACUGUUUGUGGCCCUUUAUGACUAUGAAGCACGGACGGAAGAUGACCUGAGUUUUCAUAAAGGAGAAAAAUUUCAGAUAUUGAACAGCUCGGAAGGAGACUGGUGGGAAGCCCGCUCCUUGACAACGGGGGAAACUGGUUACAUUCCGAGCAAUUAUGUGGCUCCGGUUGACUCUAUCCAGGCAGAAGAGUGGUACUUUGGAAAACUUGGCAGAAAAGAUGCCGAGAGGCAGCUCCUGUCCUUUGGAAACCCAAGAGGUACCUUUCUUAUCCGCGAGAGCGAAACCACCAAAGGUGCCUACUCACUUUCCAUCCGUGAUUGGGAUGAUAUGAAAGGGGACCAUGUCAAACAUUAUAAAAUUCGCAAACUUGAUAAUGGUGGAUACUAUAUCACAACCCGGGCCCAGUUUGAAAGUCUUCAGCAGCUUGUACAGCACUACUCAGAAAGAGCCGCAGGCCUCUGCUGCCGCCUAGUAGUCCCCUGUCACAAAGGGAUGCCAAGGCUUACCGAUCUGUCUGUCAAAACCAAAGAUGUCUGGGAAAUCCCUCGAGAAUCCCUGCAGUUGAUCAAGAGACUGGGAAAUGGGCAGUUUGGGGAAGUAUGGAUGGGCACCUGGAAUGGGAACACCAAAGUGGCCAUCAAGACUCUUAAGCCAGGCACAAUGUCCCCAGAGUCCUUCCUGGAGGAAGCGCAGAUCAUGAAGAAGCUGAAACACGACAAGCUGGUGCAGCUCUACGCAGUGGUGUCCGAGGAGCCCAUUUACAUCGUCACAGAAUACAUGAGUAAAGGAAGUUUGCUUGACUUCUUAAAAGACGGUGAAGGGAGAGCCCUGAAGUUGCCAAAUCUUGUCGACAUGGCUGCACAGGUUGCUGCAGGAAUGGCUUACAUCGAGCGCAUGAAUUACAUCCACAGAGAUCUGCGGUCAGCAAACAUCCUAGUGGGGAAUGGACUGAUUUGCAAGAUUGCCGACUUCGGAUUGGCCCGCUUGAUUGAAGACAACGAGUACACAGCAAGACAAGGUGCAAAGUUUCCCAUUAAGUGGACAGCCCCGGAAGCAGCCCUCUAUGGAAGGUUCACAAUCAAGUCUGACGUGUGGUCUUUUGGAAUCUUACUCACAGAGCUGGUCACCAAAGGAAGAGUACCCUACCCAGGUAUGAACAACCGAGAGGUGUUGGAGCAGGUGGAGAGAGGCUACAGGAUGCCCUGCCCACAGGACUGUCCCAUCUCCCUGCACGAGCUCAUGAUCCACUGCUGGAAAAAGGAUCCGGAAGAGCGCCCCACUUUCGAGUACCUGCAGGGUUUCCUGGAGGACUACUUCACCGCCACGGAGCCCCAGUACCAGCCCGGUGAAAACCUGUGAGAGCCUGCUCUUCAGAGACCUCUCGUCCAGGCCUCCCCACCCCUCCCCAUUAGCUUCCAGUUCCGUAGCCAGCUGCCCCUGAGCAGCAAGAACCGUCCAGGAUCAGAUUGCAUGUGACUCUGAAGCCGGAACUUCCUCGGCCCUCAUUAAUGACAUUUGUCCCCCAGUCCGAACCUCCUCUGUGAAAGCAUCCAGACAGAACCGUGUGAUUUCUCAGACUUUGGAAAUGCAUUGUAUCGAUGUUAUGUCAAAGGCCAACCUCUGUUCAGUGUAAAUAGCUGUUCCCGUGCCAACAAUCCCAUAGUGCUCUCCUUUUUUAAAAAAAAAAAUGCAAAUCCUAUGUGAUUUUAACUCUGUCUUCUCCUGAUUCAACUAAAAAAACAAAGUAUUAUUUUCCAAAAGUGGCCUCUUUGUCUAAAACAAUAAAAUUUUUUUUCAUGUUUUAACAAAAACCUA
Phodopus roborovskii (desert hamster) is the source of this 2335-nucleotide messenger RNA. RefSeq names its product FYN proto-oncogene, Src family tyrosine kinase (gene Fyn). Lineage: Eukaryota; Metazoa; Chordata; Mammalia; Rodentia; Cricetidae. The coding region runs from base 266 to 1879 and encodes 537 amino acids. The record is from RefSeq and is a predicted model, not a curated record. Gene Ontology annotation, molecular function: non-membrane spanning protein tyrosine kinase activity; ATP binding; signaling receptor binding. The transcript is spliced from 14 exons. Gene Ontology annotation, cellular component: extrinsic component of cytoplasmic side of plasma membrane. Gene Ontology annotation, biological process: T cell receptor signaling pathway; cell surface receptor protein tyrosine kinase signaling pathway; protein phosphorylation.